AUGAACAUCAUUGAGAACAUCAUUGAGAACAUCAUUGAGAACAUCAUUGAGAACAUCAUUGAGAACAUCAUUGAGAACAUCAUUGAGAACAUCAUUGAGAACAUCAUUGAGAACAUCAUUGAGAACAUCAUUGAGAACAUCAUUGAGAACAUCAUUGAGAACAUCAUUGAGAACAUCAUUGAGAACAUCAUUGAGAACAUCAUUGAGAACAUCAUUGAGAACAUCAUUGAGAACAUCAUUGAGAACAUCAUUGAGAACAUCAUUGAGAACAUCAUUGAGAACAUCAUUGAGAACAUCAUUGAGAACAUCAUUGAGAACAUCAUUGAGAACAUCAUUGAGAACAUCAUUGAGAACAUCAUUGAGAACAUCAUUGAGAACAUCAUUGAGAACAUCAUUGAGAACAUCAUUGAGAACAUCAUUGAGAACAUCAUUGAGAACAUCAUUGAGAACAUCAUUGAGAACAUCAUUGAGAACAUCAUUGAGAACAUCAUUGAGAACAUCAUUGAGAACAUCAUUGAGAACAUCAUUGAGAACAUCAUUGAGAACAUCAUUGAGAACAUCAUUGAGAACAUCAUUGAGAACAUCAUUGAGAACAUCAUUGAGAACAUCAUUGAGAACAUCAUUGAGAACAUCAUUGAGAACAUCAUUGAGAACAUCAUUGAGAACAUCUGGGAUUACGCGGAAGAAUUUGUCCAGGUCGCUGGUAAAUGCACGCUCUGGAGCGGGAGCCUGCCGCACGCUUUGCCUACUGAAGUGGACGCGCGUCUUAGGGGCCACGUCGACCCGCGCCGAGUUAUUACCGGCGCCGUGACGUCUGGCGAGGCGAGCAGAGCGGCGACGGCAAUCUCCGCCGUGUGA
Schistocerca cancellata (South American locust) is the source of this 858-nucleotide messenger RNA. RefSeq names its product ring-infected erythrocyte surface antigen-like. Gene Ontology annotation, molecular function: RNA binding. Bases 1 to 858 code for a protein of 285 amino acids. The transcript is spliced from 2 exons. The record is from RefSeq and is a predicted model, not a curated record. NCBI's taxonomy places the organism in Eukaryota, Metazoa, Arthropoda, Insecta, Orthoptera, Acrididae.